AUGGCCAUGACACCCAAGGAUCAUGGAAAACGCAACAGGCCCUACCUGACCGUUCUCCCUUUGGCGGAAGACUUGGGUCUAGAAGUCGACAUCUCGUGUGACCGUGACGACCCAGAGUGUGUCAAAGAUGGCGUGGAUAACUUUGAUGGAGACGGGAACGUUCUUAUCUGCUGGGAGCACGACGCACUGACGGACAUCAUCGAGGAGUUGGGGGAUGAUGAUGCGCCUGAGUAUCCGGAAGAGGAUCGCCCUUUGUCCGUUGAUGCUCCAGACGAAAUUGGGAAAUGA
This is a messenger RNA of Aspergillus nidulans FGSC A4, 288 nucleotides long. RefSeq lists its product as uncharacterized. Bases 1 to 288 code for a protein of 95 amino acids. The transcript has 3 exons. Lineage: Eukaryota; Fungi; Ascomycota; Eurotiomycetes; Eurotiales; Aspergillaceae. The record is from RefSeq and is a predicted model, not a curated record.